GAUGAUGUGCCACGGGUCACUUUAUCGACCCACCCUUUGCCUCUUCUCUGGUUCCCCAUAUGGCCACUAGUCUAGUGAGUGAUUUUUCCCGCUUCAGCGUCUCUCUCACUCUCUCUCUCUCUCUCACUCUCUCUCUCUCUCUCGGCUUUAUCCCCCUCUUCUCUUCUCUUCUCCUCUGAUUUUUUUUUUAUAUUCAAAAGCUUCGUUUACUCCGCUUCUAUGGAAUAAGCUUAAAAUCUCUCUCUCACUUCUUCUAAUUCCCUUGAUUGAGCCUUAUUUAUUCUGAGAAGCAAAAGGCAACAUGGCCCUUGGUGGCUUGAUUUCAAACCGGAACUUUGGUUCCUUCAUCGGCUCAGGUAUCUUGCUCCUCUUUCACUUUAUUAGGGUUCCUGGUUGUUUAUCGGAUUAUAUAUAUAUAUUAGUGGAAUCGAUAGGCUUUGAGACCCUAGCAAAAUCUCGCUAGCUAGUUACUCUAUAUACAGAGGCGAUAUCAUUAAUGUGUGCAUUGCUUUGGUUUUUGUUGAAGAAAUUUCUCAGUGAAGAAGAAUUUUAGUAUAACUUUCUUUAAGUCUUGUGCAAACAUUCACAAUUGAUUCUCUCAUCUACCUUUGGUAUCCAAAAUCAUUGGUGUUUUGGAAUCCCAAGUUUUGCUGCAUUUUAUUACUUUGUAGGCAAUGGUUGUCAGAGAUUAGGCAAAACUUGUGCAGUGGUUUCCAACAGAUUUAUGGUAGCAGGACCGUGUGAACAUGAGCAUUGCCAUUCUUCCCAUGUCACAAGAAUAUAACUGGAGCAGUGCAACUGUUGGCUUAAUUCAGUCCUCUUUCUUCUGGGGCUAUUUACUUACUCAGAUUCUGGGAGGUAUUUGGGCAGACAAGUUUGGCGGAAAGGUGGUUUUAGGUUUUGGUGUUGUCUGGUGGUCCUUUGCCACAAUUAUGACUCCUAUCGCUGCGAGACUUGGUCUCCCUUUUUUGCUUGUCGUGCGGGCGUUCAUGGGCAUUGGCGAGGGUGUUGCUAUGCCUGCUAUGAACAACAUGCUUUCUAAAUGGAUCCCUGUCUCAGAGAGAAGCAGAUCGCUUGCACUUGUCUAUAGUGGCAUGUAUCUCGGUUCUGUUAGAGGAUUGGCAUUCUCUCCUCUGCUAAUCCACAAGUUCGGAUGGCGAUCUGUUUUCUAUUCGUUUGGCUCCCUUGGAAGUAUAUGGUUUAUGCUAUGGCUUAAAUAUGAUGACCCGGACCUAAGUGCAGAAGAAAAGAAGGUCAUACUCGGAGGUAGCAAACCACGGGAACCUGUUACUGUUAUUCCAUGGAAGCUAAUACUGUCUGAACCCCCUGUCUGGGCUCUCAUAUUUUCCCACUUCUGCCAUAAUUGGGGAACUUUCAUACUAUUGACAUGGAUGCCUACAUAUUACAAUCAGGUCUUGAAGUUCAACCUCACUGAAUCUGGGCUCCUAUGCGUCUUGCCAUGGCUAACCAUGGCUAUUUUCGCUAAUAUUAGAUGUUGGAUUGCUGAUACUCUAGUGAGCAGAGGUUUAUCAAUUACAAACGUUCGAAAGAUUAUGCAAUCAAUUGGUUUUCUGGGUCCUGCCUUCUUCCUGAGUCAGCUGAGCCAUGUCAAAACUCCAGCAAUGGCGGUUCUCUGCAUGGCAUGCAGUCAGGGCUCGGAUGCAUUCUCUCAGUCGGGUCUCUACUCUAAUCAUCAAGACAUUGGCCCACGAUACGCUGGUAUGCUCUUAGGACUUUCACACACAGCAGGUGUCCUCACUGGUGUCUUUGGCACUGCAGCUACUGCUUACAUCCUCUAACGAGAUAUUUUUUAAAAAUCUAUAUCCACAUUCUUGCCAAUCAUACAGACACAGAUUUGGGCCUAUGAUUAUGAUCUAGGGUGGACGUUGUGUGGAUAUUGUGAUUUCUUUUGUGAUUAUUAUGAUCCGUUGAAUAUCCUGUCUACUAUUAUUAACCAACGACUUGCUUUUUUUUUGUACCAAAAUAUUUAGGCUCAUGGGAUGAUGUGUUCAAAGUAGCAGAGGCACUGUAUCUAAUUGGAACUCUGGUCUGGAACUUGUUCGCUACCGGAGAGAAGAUUCUCGACUAGACCUGACCGCGAACCAAGUUUAUCAAAUUAGCUGCAGUGAAAUCAUAUUGGCACCACUCCCAAUCGGAUUUGCAGUGUUCUUGGUACACUUGGCGACAAUUCCAAUAACCGGAACCGGAACCGGAAUCAACCCAGCUAGAAGCCUUGGAGCCGCAAUUGUCAACAACAAGGACCACACUCAUGGGACGACGACCAUUGGAUAUUCUGGGUUGGACCAUUCAUUGGAGCAGCUCUAGCAGCGCUCUAUCACCAGCUCGUCAUCAGGGCGAUUCCUUUCAAGAGCAAGAGCUGAACAUGAGAUUCCCACAUGUCCAGAUUUGUUCUUCUUUAGUUUCCCUGUAAUUCCUAUGCUUCUUCAUCUAUGUAGUAGCUCUUUUGUUUUUCAUGAAAACGACAACAUUUGGGAUUUGUGAUUACUCUAAUGUGUCUGUUUAAUGUAAAAACUAUGGUUAAUUUUCUUUAAGCUGUUUAAUUA
Camelina sativa (false flax) is the source of this 2564-nucleotide messenger RNA. The record is from RefSeq and is a predicted model, not a curated record. NCBI's taxonomy places the organism in Eukaryota, Viridiplantae, Streptophyta, Magnoliopsida, Brassicales, Brassicaceae.